UUUAAAAAACGAAUAAUUAGGAAAAGAAGAAAAAGAUCUCAAUGCCUGCGCAUUUAAUGUAUGAUAUGGCCAAGAUGAUAGCCUGUUUGCGCACUUCUCAACCGCUGCCCAGAGGCUUGGUGUCUACUCGGCCAAGGACUAUGCUGAUAUUCUGGAGUUUCUUGUUGAACGGUGGGACGUUGAGACUUUGUCAGGCCUUUCUAGUGAAGGACACAAGGCUCAGGACUUUGUCUGUGGAUUACCUGCAAGAAUCCGCAAAAUUGAAGAGAGAGCUCAAGGAAGCAGCCAAAAACGUACCAUUCAGCUGGAUUUUUGGUCGAUGACGUUCAAAUAAUCCCCGAGUAAGCCAUAAAAACAUCUUCACCGAUGACGUUCCAGUCUUAAGACCACGAAAGUUCAUUUGAAUAUGUUUUUGUUUUAUACGGAACACUGUAGAUAAAAGUUAUGUUUCUUGUUUUGAGUUAGUCGAAGACCAUAAAAUGGUGUUUUGAGUGUUCCUAGUGAUAAUGUCUGGUUACCAAGAACAAAGACUUUACGAGUUUGCUUUUCUAUUUUUGUUGUAUCAGUAGUACUUAAUAAGCAAAGAAUGGUUUGUAAUUUAAACCUCUUGUUCAAGUAACAACCAACCAAAAGUGACCGUUUUAACAAAGAUGAAACUUAAAAAGAACGUUUUAAUACAAUUGAAACAGAGUAAAGUCUUAUUAGAUGAAACCAUAACUGCAAACGCACAAAUCAAAACGUUACUCUCUCACAUUAAAAGAAGAAGAAAGACUAUACUCACGAUCUUGUUAAACUUCAAAGAUCAUGUUCCCAAAGAAACCAACUGAUUCAUCUACCACACAUCAACAUAACUUCGACGAGUCUCGAUGGGUCAUCAACGUCAGAAAAUCUCUCGACGCAGAGCUCGAAGACCACCCUCUCGAACAAGUCACAGUCAGCAUUUUCACCGUCCCUAAAGCACUAAUGUGCACCCAUCGAGACUCAUACACACCUCAGCGAGUCUCCAUCGGACCGUACCACUGUCUCAAACCAGAGCUUCACGAAACAGAGAGGUACAAACUAACGAUCGCUAGAAAAUUUCGAAACAACUCCAAAUCUUUCAGGUUCCACGACCUCGUCGAGAAGCUGCAAUCAUUGGAGAUCAAGAUCAGAGCUUGCUAUCACAAGUACAUAGCGCUGAGCGAGGAGACUCUGCUGUGGAUAAUGGCGAUAGACUCUUCGUUCUUGAUCGAGUUUCUUAAGGUUUAUUACGGUUUCGGAAAGGUCGAGACUUUGAUUAACAGAGUUGGUCAUAACGAGAUUCUUAGAGAUGUGAUGAUGUUAGAGAAUCAAAUCCCGUUGUUCGUUUUGAGGAAAACGCUUGAAGUUCAGCUCGAAUCGACGGAAUCAGCUGAUGCUCUGUUGGUCUCUGUUCUCACGGGACUCUGCAGAGAUCUCUCUCCUCUCGUGAUCAAAUUCGAAAAUGAUCAGAUUCUGAAGGCUCAGAUUCACGAGUAUAACCAUAUCCUAGACUUCUUGUAUCAGAUGAUCGUUCCAAGAAUCGAAGAAGAGGACGAAGAAGAAGAAAACAGAGAAGGCGAAAACAGAGGAUGUAAGCUUCUGAGAGAGAUGAAGCUUAAAUUCAAAAGGGUCUUCGCGUCUAGACCUGCUGAUGUCAUCUUGAGACUUCCCAUGCGAAUCAUAUCAAAUCUUCCAGGAUUCAUCGCUCUGAAUUAUCUCUUCACCAGACAAGAAAACGAAGAAACAUCACCAACGGUCUCUGUUCUCGACAUCGAAAAGCCUCCUCUAGUCUCCGAACUCACAAUCCCAUCGGUCUCCGAACUCCACAAAGCAGGAGUUAAAUUCAAACCAACACAAAACGGCAACGUUUCGACCGUUUCAUUCGACUCAAACUCAGGCCACUUCCACCUCCCUGUGAUAAACCUAGACAUCAACACGGAGACCGUUCUUCGAAACCUCGUGGCCUACGAAGCUUCCAACACUUCGGGAGGACCGUUGGUCUUCACUCGCUACACGGAGCUGAUAAACGGAAUCAUCGAUUCGGAGGAAGACGUUAGGUUGCUUAGAGAGCAAGGCGUUCUAGUGAGCCGUCUCAAGAGCGAUGAAGAAGCUGCGGAGAUGUGGAAUGGUAUGAGCAAAUCUGUGAGGCUGACCAGAGUUGGGUUCUUGGAUAAGACUAUUGAGGAUGUGAACCGGUAUUAUACCGGUCGGUGGAAGGUUAAGAUUGGGAGGUUUGUUGAGGUUUAUGUUUAUGGUUCUUGGAAGAUUUUUGCGUUUUUGGCGGCGGUUUUGUUGUUGAUUUUGGUUUCGUUGCAAGUGCUCUCGUUGGUGUUUAGCUCGUUGAGGCUGCUUGGGUUGAGAACCGGUUAGGUGUAAUUGCAUUUGGGGACGAUGUGACUUGGAUUUGGUUUGGUUUACUGUGGUUCUCUUUUGAUUUGGCCAAACUCGCCAAUUCGAACCAAAAUGUUCGGUUAAUUCAGUUAGGAGUUUGGUUUGAUUCAAUAAGUUUU
Molecule: messenger RNA, 2510 nt
Organism: Brassica napus (rape)
Lineage: Eukaryota; Viridiplantae; Streptophyta; Magnoliopsida; Brassicales; Brassicaceae
Product: putative UPF0481 protein At3g02645
Exons: 2
Coding region: 805-2370 (521 amino acids)
Source: RefSeq, a predicted model, not a curated record